Orbicella faveolata is the source of this 1181-nucleotide messenger RNA. Its product is annotated as prostatic acid phosphatase-like. Gene Ontology annotation, biological process: dephosphorylation. NCBI's taxonomy places the organism in Eukaryota, Metazoa, Cnidaria, Anthozoa, Scleractinia, Merulinidae. The record is from RefSeq and is a predicted model, not a curated record. Gene Ontology annotation, molecular function: phosphatase activity.
UAUGGAUGUGCUAACAUAUUCACACAACGUGGAGAAGUAAAGAUAGGCUUUCUCUCUCGGCAGGUUUAUCGCCAUGGUGACCGCUCUCCUACUCAUAUUUAUCCAAAUGAUCCGUACCAAGAAGACGUGUGGCCGCAGGGAAUUGGAAUGCUAACACAAAAAGGAAUGCGAGGAGAAUAUGCUCUUGGUAAAUUCCUCAAGAGUCGAUAUGUCGAAGGGUAUAAGCUAUUUAAUGCCACUUACAUUCUCAAAGAGGUAAGGGAGUUUUCAUCCUCUUUACGAGUGAAUAUCUACAUUCGGAGUAGUGACUAUGACCGAACACUAAUGAGUGCACAGACACAGCUGAAUGGCCUGUACCCACCAAAAGGUCAUCAGAUAUGGCGAGAUAAUUUAGACUGGCAACCAAUAGGAAUCCAUGUAGUACCGUUGGAAGACGAUUAUGUAAGUUUUUUCCUGUAUAUGUUCAUCGUCGCUUUAAGUAUAAAUAGCAACCAAUUCAGUUAGUCUUCAGUUCUGUAAUAAGCACUACUAGCAAUUUAAGAAUUGUCAAGGGACUGUGUCGAAGGACCGGACUGCACAAAAGUAGAGAGGACCAAGUAGGAGGGAAAACAAGUCAGUAAUAAUGUACAAGGAUUAUAACUUCUGCUAUUGGCUAACAAAUUGUUUUGCUUUGACGCAGCUGCUCGCACCUUUUGACUACCCCUGCGAUCGAUAUUUUAAACUUUACGACGAGGGCAAAAAGCAGCCCGAAUACAUAGAGAUGUCCCUGAAAUACAAGGUAAUAAUCUACUUACUAUGCCACGUGGACUUAGCAUGCAAUUCUAGUGUGAAACAAACCACAGUACAACAGGAUUUACCAGACCAUAGUCUAUACCACACCUAUAGGGGGGCCACGAUAUUGUUGACGCAUUGUUAUUUUGAACCUCAUUUCGUUGUCAGUAGACCAUUUACCCUGGUUUUAUUGAAUUUCGUUCCCAGGUUACCCCUCUCUUUUUCCCUUCCCCUGAAGCGAGAGAUAGAGAGACCCUUGUUCAGCAACAGCAGCAGUUUACAAACAAAUGCUAUAGGGAAGGGAAAAAGAGAGGUCCUGGGAUAGAGGAUGAUUUGAUUAGAUCUUAUACAGUAUUAUUAUUAGACAUCUUAAAUAUUUAUACUGUGAGUAUUUUUUCAAUUGUUUCUUU